This is a messenger RNA of Alternaria ethzedia, 1899 nucleotides long. RefSeq lists its product as uncharacterized. Lineage: Eukaryota; Fungi; Ascomycota; Dothideomycetes; Pleosporales; Pleosporaceae. Bases 1 to 1899 code for a protein of 632 amino acids. The transcript has a single exon. The record is from RefSeq and is a predicted model, not a curated record.
AUGCUCUUUGACGGCGAAUUGACCUACGGGAAGAUUCGUGAAUGGCCGAACCUUGAGAGUGUAGAGGUUUUAGAGGUUAGAAAACUCGCCCUUGGCCUUGGUGAGGGUCUGCAGGUCUUGUUGAUACAAUGCCACGUCUACACUAUCCUGGUCAAGAUUUGCGAGGCUAUACUGAGCCCCAUUAGCUCAGCAGAGCUGACAGACGACAUUCAUCCUAUCAAACCGGAACCACUCAAUUUGGUCGGACGUGGAGAGCUUGUGAAUUCCUUUGCCGGAAUUGCAGCUAGGUUAUAUUACCAAGGGCCCACUGGCUUGGAUAUCGGCAGAGUUUGCCGACUUGUCAAAUCUGCUGCUAAAGCUAUCCAGGAUCACGCUUUUCAUCUUCGGGAAGAUCCUGGUUAUUUUGAGGACGCCUAUGAGGAUGCUGUAAACCAUGACGUAUUCAUGGUGCCAGACGAGCAUGGCAAAUCACACCCAGCACUGCGAGGACAAGACUUUGUGAGGCUCACCCUGAACGGUAUAGUUCUUCGGUCGCAUUUCCAUCUCAUGUACUGGCAGGAACUAGCGGAUCAGAUGCACGAGCUCGAAAAGCUAACUGAGACAUAUCCGAACGGGAUCGUCUACAGCGAACUUGAAGAGUCGGAAGUGAAGAUCAUCGACUACACACAUUUCCUGCUCGAAGAGAUGAAGACAUUGUACUUGGUGGAACUCAGAGGGGUUUGUACAAGCCCCGGGUUCCGCAUGCACUUUGUUAGAGACAACAGGAAUAUCAAAACUAACCCAAGCAUGCUUAAAGAGCCGUUACUGAGGGAAACUUAUAUGAUGUUGUUCAGCAUCACUGGCGCUUACGAGAGUGAAAAGAUCGCGGAUUGGCAGGAGCUCUACCAUGGCCUAGACGUUCUCGAGACCUUUCUCUCACGAAGCCCGGCGGCAAGAAAUCUCUUCAGUCACCAGAUCGAGCAGAUAUUGACGAAGCUUUCAGUCCUCGCUGAAUGCGCCUUUCGAUUGAUGAUCCAGCCCUGGUACACUGAGUCGGUAUACUACCUAGAAUCAGACUCAGCGGACUAUAAAGCCAGUCUAAUGGGGUCAUUUCAAGGCUGGGGAAAGGUCUUCCAAACUGAGGAGGGGCUCAUUACGGAUACAGACCUAGGAGAUCCCGAAGACAAGAAGUUCUUUUACCCUUCCGAAAAGAGCGCCGCUAGAAAGCCAGUGCGACAAGCACUAUGCAAAGCUGAAAGACAUCUAGACGACUUCUGGGCCAUGGUGGACGGGAAUAUAACUAAGCUUUGUCAACGGCCUCAGAGGAGAGCACUCCGUCGCAUCUUCGACGAAGGAGGUGCAAUCAGACGGACCAAGACAUGGGAUGAGAAGUUUCCAAGGCCGAACCAGUCUGAUCGACCAGAGGAUAUAUUUCAGCCCCAGCCAGCUUCAAAAAUCUUCCACGACUCAUCCAAAGACGUCACCGCCAGCUUCGACAAGCUUGCAGUGACGGAGAAGACCAAAGAGAAGACCCAUGGCGAGCCUGGCCCAGGUGCAGUGCCAGCUGCGCAAGGCCCAGAGGGAGAGUUGGAAGAGAAGGUUGUUUAUAAGGUUGACCAAAACGCCCAUCGCGUCUUCUCGGCGCUCUUCCACAUUCCAGAUGAAAACGGCAGCGUGCCCGGUAAGGUUACAUGGGGAGAAUUCUUGAGCGCACUCACUAAGCUCGGCUUUGCGGCUGAGCAGAUGCACGGCUCAGCCUGGGAGUUCACCCCAACAGGUGGCUUGGAGCACCUACAGCGAGGUAUACAUUUCCACCAACCUCAUCCGAGUAACGAGAUACCGCUUAAGCUGGCGAGGAACUUUGGGAGGAGGCUGGCUCGGGUUUAUGACUGGGAUGGUACCAUGUUCGUGCUGGAGUGA